ACAGAGCUCUGACGGCCGGGGCUGUCACCGCAGCGUCCUCCCAUCUGUGCGGAGCCGAAAGGCGGACCGGGGCUGCAGGCUGAGCGGAGCGGAGCGGAGCUCUCACUGACCGCAGGCCCGACGACGCACAACUACUCCUGGUCGUGGGAGUAGUUGAGUAGAGUAGAGGCGCGAACUUUGGGCUACGGUAGUCCGGUCCAAGUCUUUUAACCUUGGGACGUUUUAAAGGAACUGAACGGGACAAAAACAACAACUCUGAAGACUUAAAAAUUCUUCCUUUGCGAUUUUUUUUCUGCGUCUACAGGAACAAGAAUGCCUCUAUAGCAUCUUUUUUUUAAUUAUUUUUAAUGGAAAGCUCUAAAUAUUCACACUUUAUUUCCAUGUAUCUAAAGGUUGGGGGGAUCUUAUAGCCCAAAUAUUAGUGGAUAAUCAGUGAAUGCAUGACUUCGGGUCGUCUCGCGCCGGAAUCUCUAAUUGGACUCAUCAUCCCGUCCCGUCCCUCUCGCGAUGCAGCAGGAGCGCCUGCUGAAGGUGCUGGUCAUCGGCGACCUGGGUGUGGGUAAGACGUCCAUCAUAAAGCGGUACGUCCACCAGGUGUACUCCCAGCACUACAGGGCCACCAUCGGGGUGGACUUUGCCCUCAAAGUGCUCAACUGGGAUCACAAGACGGUGGUGCGGCUGCAGCUGUGGGACAUCGCUGGACAAGAACGCUAUGGGAACAUGACCCGUGUGUACUACAGAGAAGCAUUGGGGGCCCUUGUUGUCUUCGACAUGACCAGGUUGGCCACGUUUCAGGCUGUCCUGAAGUGGAAACGAGACCUGGACUCAAAAGUCACUCUGAGCAAUGGGAAGCCCGUUCCAGCCGUUCUGCUAGCCAACAAGUGUGACCAACGUCAACUCGGUCUGUGUCCCAAACUUCCAAAGCUGGAGAAGUUCUCCCAAGACCACGGCUUUGUUGGCUGGUUCGAAACAUCUGCUAAGGAUGACACCAACAUCGACAGUGCCAUCACGUGUUUGGUUAAAGCGAUCACGUCUGCGGAGGAGGAGAAAGCGUCGCGUGACGCCGCUCCAAGCGAGUCCGACGGCGGAGUCAUCGUUCUGCCUCGUUUCGACCACAGCGCCAAGGAGAAGGGACUCAACGGCUGCGCCGGGUGCACCUCCACCAAACCCAGACCCGGAGCCAGCGACUGAUGCAGAUCCACUAAUAUCAUGGAGCGAUGACUUCAAGUCUUCCCCUUUCUAACAUUUAGAAGUUUCCCUAACUCUCUGACGGUUUUUUGGAAAACUCUAUUGGAGAUGUUUUCUGACAUUUCUGCUUUUCCUCUAAGUCUCUCUCUCUUUUUUUUUUAACAAAAUGGGUAUUGUAUGUUUUUUUUAAGACCAAUUUAAGACUGACUUCAGUAACUUCAAAAGCAUUUUCAUGUGGCUGCUGUGUUGGGAAAGAGUUUUGAGACAAAAUGAGGCACGAGCGCAGCAUUCUUCUCAGAAAGAUGAUUGUUAAAAGCACAUCAGCAGUUGUGAGACUUUUCUCUCUCCUGUCUUAAAGUCUUUUCUUACAAAGCGUUUUUUAAUUGUCCUAAAUGUUUGUCUCUGAAAGCUAAUUUCUCUGUGUAUUUGUGAGUGAUUUAUUUAUAUUUUACAUCAGUUAAUUAUUAGACAAAACUCUGUCAUGUUUUACUCUGUUCUGUCUGCAUAAAAGCACAACAUCUCUGUUUUAAUGAUGCCCGUUGUUUUUGUCCUGAAACAGAAAAUCUUUUCUUUCUUUUUUUUAUGAUUCAUAAAUUAACUACCACCCAGAGCACACGUCUUCGGAAGCAAUGAGACCUAAAUACAUGGCGAUGCUAGGAGGAAACCUUCCACAAUGGCUCUUAAUUUGGCAGAAUCAAAAAAUACAGACAUAGCAAAUGCAGAUUUGAGGAGUUUUGGAAUAAACAUUGCAUUAAACCUCCACAAAAGAAUAAUACAAGUAUCAUAAAAAAAGUAUCAAUCCUCUUUUUGUAAAUUCCUUUAAAAAUGACCACAAAUUCCCCACAGUAGAUAUUCAAGUUGCCUUUUCACAGAAGCUUACAUAACAUUUGCAACUCUAAAUAAGUUUUAUUUUGUUGGACUGAGGGCAAAAACAGCUAUUUGGCUUCUAAAGGUUGCAGACUCUUGGCUCAAGGCGUAUCUGUGUGAUAAAACGACCAAUUCCUAAAUCUAACAUUAGAAUCCGUUCCAAUCCUUGAAUGUUGCUCUUUAAAUGUCCUCUCUAUCUGGUCUGACUGAGGUAAUUUGCAAAGAAGAAUCUAAAUCAUUUGAGUUUCUAAAUGUAGAAAGCUGGUAAAGAAAAAAACCCCUGAAAUCUCUCUGGCUGUAAUAGCUCUAUUUCCUGAUAGUCCUCCAGAUUCUUUUAGAAUUUGACAAAUUAGGAUUUGCCGGAUCAGUCUUAGGUUCUCCAUUUUCUGUCGUUAUCAGUCACCGUCUCUCCAGGUGACGCUCCGCAAACGGGACACGUCGCUCUUUGUUCGGGUGUGGAUGUUUGGCCUUCUCUGUGAAGACGACUUGUAUCCUGGACGCUAAUGAAAGGCCCCCCCUUCCGGCUCUUUUUCGCCACUUUUCACGAGGUUAAAUGUCAUCGUCUGGGAAAUCUCUCCUUUAAAUGUCAUUUUCCACCUCAGAUGUUUCUCCGUAUUUUCCGUGAGCUCCAGCUUUUCAUUUCCUACACCCUGCUGCAUGUGUCAGCAGCUGGGAGCUUCGGAGUCAGUCCUCUAAUGGACCCAGUACAGCAUGAGGAUGGCUGCAUCUGGAAGGUUUAUCAUCUGUUUGCUGCUGAUGCUACACUCAACUAGAGCCCAGAAUCCCUCUGAGGACUCCUCUACCUCCUCCGACAUCUUGCUCAGCCCUCAGAGCCUCGUCAGCCUCUUGCUCCUGACCCUGACUGUCACCUUGUCUGGCACCGUCUACCUGUGGAUCCUCAGAUACGUGUGCAUUGGCUGCUGCCAGCCCGUCAUAGUCGGCCCGGAGUCUGAGGCUCUGGCAGUGAUGGUGUGAAGACGUCAAGUCGUAAUUAGAUCCUGGGAGUUAUUAACAUGCUUUUUUUCUAAUUGUACAUUUUAAUUUGCUUUGUUCGUGAGAACAGAGGAACGGUGAAGGUGGUAGGGGGAUGUGGCUCACCACCCAGGGGGUGGCUGUAGUUGGAGAAACUGAGUUUUUUUUUGUGAAAAGUGUACUUACUAAAUCACACAAAAGUGCAAAUUGAGAUUUAUGAAGUUGACGUUGGGGCCUCUGACAGAGAGGCUUGCCUGGGGCUACAUUAAUUCAAGUGAUGCCAAGGUAAUCAGAAUGACACUAAAUAUGCCUGUGAUUAACAGCAUAGCUAUAUUCACUGUGUGCUAAGCCAAGUAUUUGUUACAGAGAUGGAGAUUCAGAAAAUAAAAUGUGACAGUCUUCAUUCAAUACUUCAAGUUGGCCUCCUGACCUCUAGUCAAAGAAACCCUUUGAAUUUUAUACCUAUUUUUUUAUGUUUAACUUCCAGAGCAGUUCACGAUGUUGAAAAUGUACAGGAUUCUGAGUUGCUGGUAUUUUUUUACUUCCUUUAAAGGGGCAGUAUUUUGUGUUUUUCAGGCACAUAGUGCCAUUUUAUAGCAUAACGAAGUAACUGAACUUCAGUUGUAAUAAAAUGCUGUUAAGUCAAAUGUGACUUAAAAGAAAUUUUGCUUCCUAAUUUAACGCCUUGAAAUUGUGUCACUGUCUCUUUAAAACUUCUGCUCUUUCUGAAACUCCAGUUCACUUCAUUAAGUCGUCACGACCUCAUUCCUCCAUUAACCCUUUAACAGUGUUUUUACCAGCGUUGCUCUGAGAAGCAGCUCGUAUAAUGAGCUCAGCAUUUCAGAUGCGCAGUUCCACCAGGUGUUUGUUAAUUGCUGCUGGGUGAGUCGCGAGAGUCAGCGAAGGAGCUGCAUUGGCUCUAGCGUUUAGCACAGGUUGCCAUGGCGGUUAAAUGAUUUUUCUCAAACAUGCCUGAAAGAAUCAAGGUAACACUCCGGGUAUGUUUAUGAUAAGGAAAUCACAUUACAACAUGAGGUAAAGCUCAAACAAAGUCAGUUUUACAUAAUACUGCCCCUUUAGAAGCAAGAGAGGGUCUGGUUUAGUUUUAGGGUCCAGUUUAAAGCCAGUGUGUUUUAGCUAAUUCUGGAGAUACCAUUUAAACUGCAUAGCAAGUUUGAGGAAACAAACCAAAUUUGGUCAUCUGUGGUAUUUAGAUUCAUGUAGCUAAUAGUUUUUAACUCUUAUUGCGUUAAGCCGCUUUAGCUAAUAUGUUAGCAAACAUUUGUCUGUUUUAAAGUUAAGCACACAAAACCCAAUGCUAUUAUUCAUUAGCGUCAUGAUAGUGACUACUGAGUUGUUUGUUUAAUUCAGUAUUGGCGCUAUUGAUGCCAGUUAAUCUGGUUUAUGUCACACACAAAAAAAGCAACCAGCUAAUGCGCUAGUUGCUAACUUUUCCUAACUUGACCUGAGAGGUGAUAUCUGUCCAAAGAUAAUACGAUUUAGAAGUAGAAAAAAUGCAGUAAUGUAGGGCAAGAUUUUAGGGUCCCUCUGGUACUGAAAGACCAAAAAUAAACCAUAAGUGUGGAAAUUAGUUGAACAAUAAGCUAACAGUUAGCUAAAAAGAGCUGAAACACGCAAGAAUUGAGGUAAUCUUCUUACAAUGAGUCGCACAAGCAUGCAGAUAUGUUUUAAAAAAAUAUAUUUGUAAUGUUGAAAUUGAAAGGCUUCUUUUUUUUUUGUUCAAAUCCAAGUCAUUUGAGACCAGGCAUUUGUCUGUGCCAAGUCCAGUCCAAUACUGUUUAAAUAGAAUUAAAUUAGCGCCAUGGAUUUUGUUGGUGAACUGUAGAACUUUAAAUUGCAGUGACAGUGCACACCAUUUUGUCAUUAUUACGUGGUCCACAUUAUCAGUGGGAUUGUGUCCUGACUCAUUCACCACUGACAUUCUGAGUUUUAAAAAUUGUCCAAGACAUGCAUAACUUGGUGGCUAAUAUUAUGAGUGAAGCUGAGAUAAAAUCAUAACCAGGGUAUCUAAUAAUUGGUUUUAAAUCAAAACUUGCAAAUUAAUGAUACCAGUUGAAUAAACUAGUUGUUUAUAUAGGUGAAAGUAUAAUAAUUAAGGACUCAAUUAUCCUCUCAGUCAUAUUUUUUUAAAUGAGAGUACUGUUAUUGUGGUCUACUCUAUAACCAAUUUGUCUACAAUUUGUAUUAUAAUGCAAUAAUUUAAUGAAACAAAUGCAAGUCUUUGUUUAAAUAUAAUAAACACCAGAUCAAGGUGGUGCUGUGAAGAGUUCUGUAGUUUAUGAAUUUCAUUUAUUCAUAAAUAAAUGAAAUGUCUGUUCAGCCUCUGCCUUUGGAUGAGUAGAAAAAUAAUAUUUCAGAUGCCUGAAUGAUGGACUGAGGGUAUCUGUUAGAAACCGACUGUCAAAUCUACAUUUUAACAGAUCGCUCUCAUAAUUCAGCAGCGCCACGUUUCCUGAAAUCUGGCAGAAUGAAUAAGUGAUCUGAGAGAAUUUUGAGCAGCCUCCCGGCUUAACGGCGGCCCCAUUUGAUAUUUUAGCCCAUAAUUAGUCAUGCAUCCACAAAAUCUACAGCUUCUCCAUCAUAUGUGUGCUUUCUGAGGGACUCAUCUUUGGAGCAGUAACUUCCAUAAAUCAUGCUCUUGGUUCUUUGCAUCCACAGCCCCUGUUGAGUCCCACCUUUUUUUAAGGCUCAGACUGAUGUCGAAGUCUUCAAUUCGCUCCGACAUCGCUCUGAUCUGACUGACAGGCUGGACUCUGCAGCGGCCACUCUCAGGCAAAGUGAUAUAUGUAUUGUAAGAGACGGAUAAUGAGCACGUGUGUCUUGUGUUACGAGACUAUGAGAUCAGAUCAGGUUUGACGAGAACAGUAUCUCGUCCUGUUAUGUCCAGUUUGUCAUAAAACAAAAAUAUUGUAAGGUAAAAGACAGAAAACCCUUUUAGCAUGUCUGGACACCCUGAAUGCCUCAAAAUAAUAUGAAUAAAGAAGAAUUUCACAUGUUUUUAUUUCUAUAAUGUCAAACUUUAAGAGCUUGUGUGAAGCUGCUUGUUUUAUAUCCUUACUUAUACCGUACUGUAUCACUGUAAUUCUUAUGGUAAUUAAGUAUUUUUGAUGAACUGUAAAUAAAAAUCAUUAAAAUGGCUCAAA
Messenger RNA from Xiphophorus couchianus (Monterrey platyfish), 6191 nucleotides. RefSeq names its product ras-related protein Rab-38. Gene Ontology annotation, molecular function: GTP binding; GTPase activity. Gene Ontology annotation, cellular component: lysosome; trans-Golgi network; late endosome. Bases 508 to 1191 code for a protein of 227 amino acids. Lineage: Eukaryota; Metazoa; Chordata; Actinopteri; Cyprinodontiformes; Poeciliidae. Gene Ontology annotation, biological process: endosome to lysosome transport; phagosome-lysosome fusion. The record is from RefSeq and is a predicted model, not a curated record. The transcript has 6 exons.